Messenger RNA from Lynx canadensis (Canada lynx), 6488 nucleotides. It is a transcript of the gene NOL4L, whose product is annotated as nucleolar protein 4 like. The transcript is spliced from 11 exons. Bases 444 to 2081 code for a protein of 545 amino acids. NCBI's taxonomy places the organism in Eukaryota, Metazoa, Chordata, Mammalia, Carnivora, Felidae. The record is from RefSeq and is a predicted model, not a curated record.
UGGGAAAGUGAAAUGAGGCAGUGAAUAUCUGGCACACAUUAAGUGCACCACGAUGCCAGCUACCAGUGUGACUGUUUUGUCUCCUUGAGGCCCCCGAAAGCUAUAACGGAUGUGGAGGCGAUGGGGAGGCGCUGUAGCUUGGUGGUUAAAUGGGCAUCGGGAUGGGGGUUCAAUUCUGCGUGACCCCGGGCAAAUGGCCACACCCCGCUGCGCCUUGGGCGGGGAACAGCACAGGCUCCUACCGCACAGGGUCUGUGAGGAUUACACAGAUCAGGCUUGGCACAGCGCCUGGCACAUAGCGGGCGCUCCCUGAAGGAGAGCUGGCCAGAUCGAAUGGUACCAGCCCGCACAAAGGACAGGGGGCAGAUGGCCUGUCGGAGCCGGAGGGCAUCUCUCUGAAGCGGGUCGCUGUGGUGGAAGAUUUCUUUGACAUCAUCUACUCGAUGCAUGUGGAGAGCUCAGCGGAGCCAGGCAAAGCCCCCAAGCACGCUGGGCAGAAGAAAACCUACCGAGCGAUUGCAGAGACCUAUGCCUUCCUUCCGCGAGAAGCCGUGACUCGAUUCCUGAUGAGCUGCACAGAGUGUCAGAAGAGGAUGCACUUUAAUUCCAAUGGCCUGGAGCCCAAAGAAAAUGAACCUCCCUCUCCUCUGGUCUCCGGGAUUAUCGAUUACAACAUGCCCCUUACCUCCACGUACCUGAAGCAGAUGAAGUUGCGAGUGAUGAACUCCCAGGAACAGGAUGAAACUUCUGUGAGCAGUGAAGAUUUUGAUAUGAACGACUCCACAUGGAUGUCAGCUGACCCACACCUGGCCUCCAGCCUGAGUCCCAGCCAGGACGAGAGGAUGCGGAGCCCUCAGAACCUCCACAGCCAAGAGGACGAUGACUCCUCCUCUGAGAGUGGCAGCGGCAAUGGCUCCUCCACCCUGAACCCAUCCACGUCCAGCAGCACGCAGGGCGACCCCGCCUUCCCCGAGAUGAAUGGCAACGGCGCCGUGGCCCCCAUGGACUUCACCGCCACCUCCGAAGAUCAGCCCAUCAACCUGUGUGACAAGCUCCCGCCGGGCGCAGCACUCGGCACACCAUCCUACCCCUCGGACGGCUGUGGCACCGAUGGACUGCGGAGCCGCGUCAAGUACGGGGUGAAGACCACCCCUGAGUCGCCCCCUUACAGCUCCGGGAGCUACGAUUCCAUCAAGACCGAGGUCAGUGGCUGCCCUGAGGACCUGACGGUGGGCCGGGCCCCCACGGCGGAUGACGACGAUGACGACCACGAUGACCACGAGGACAACGAUAAGAUGAACGACUCUGAGGGCAUGGACCCUGAGCGCCUCAAGGCCUUCAAUAUGUUUGUGCGUCUCUUUGUGGACGAGAACCUGGACCGCAUGGUGCCCAUCUCCAAGCAGCCCAAGGAGAAGAUCCAGGCCAUCAUCGAGUCCUGCAGCCGGCAGUUUCCCGAGUUCCAGGAGCGGGCCCGCAAGCGCAUCCGCACAUACCUCAAGUCCUGCCGGCGCAUGAAGAAGAACGGCAUGGAGAUGACGAGACCCACACCUCCCCACCUGACCUCGGCCAUGGCAGAAAACAUCCUGGCGGCAGCCUGCGAGAGCGAGACGAGAAAAGCAGCCAAAAGGAUGCGCCUGGAGAUCUACCAGUCCUCCCAGGAUGAGCCCAUUGCCCUGGACAAGCAGCACUCCCGGGACUCUGCAGCCAUCACCCACUCCACCUACUCACUGCCAGCCUCCUCCUACUCCCAGGACCCCGUGUAUGUCAACGGCGGCCUCAACUACAGUUACCGCGGUUACGGGGCCUUGGGCAGCAACCUGCAGCCCCCCGCCUCCCUCCAAACAGGAAAUCACAGUAACGGGCCCACCGACCUCAGCAUGAAAGGCGGGGCCGCCACCGCCUCCAGCACGCCCACACCCACGCCCUCCAGCAACAGCACCAGCAGGACCAUGCCCACCGCCCAGCUCAGCCCCACGGAGAUCAGCGCUGUGCGGCAGCUCAUCGCCGGCUACCGAGAGUCCGCGGCCUUCCUGCUGCGCUCUGCGGACGAACUGGAAAACCUCAUUUUACAGCAGAACUGACCCGCGGCACCUGAAGCGCACUACCCUAGGGAAGGAGGCCGGCCCGGCCCGGCCUCCUGCCUCACCACUUGGUACAUUUUGGUUUUUGAAAGAGGUGGGAUCCAAAAGAGCGGUUUCUAGCCACACGCCAAGCACCUGCGACUUUGGGCACAAGGACACUUUUUUUUGGAAUCUCACCACACGGGUGCUCUGACCUGCUUGGAAGAGGCCAUGGGGCAGCUUUGGAAGGGCUGGGGCUCCCCUGACGAGGCGCUGGGGACGCAGCUCUAUUUAGAAUCAUCUUCGUGGACCCUGAUGUUAGAAUCCCACCCCCAGAUAAUUACCUUUCAAGUCUUAGGUGAGCAGAAUUGCAUAUUUAUUGAGAAAAACAAAGUGGACCCUUUCUUCCUCCCCCCUUAGUAAUUUAUUUUUCUGAAAAUGGAUUCUUUUGUGUUUGUACAGAUUGCCAGUCUGUGUCUGUCUGAUCAGAAGGAUGUAUCCCUGUGACCUAACAUUCCAUAUCACUACACUGGCGCGGGCUGGGGGACGGCAGGGCGGGGUGAGGUGGGGCAGGUGCCGGGCUGGCUGUCCCCUUGAGCACCCGGCACAGCCAAGCCGCACAGCCAAGCCGGAGGACCUCGCCCACACCCAAUGCAAAGCAAAGGCAAAAAUGGCUCCCCCACCCCCACCCCACAGAAGCCCCCGUCACACGGUCACCUGUGUUCUACCUCACACUCCAGCGUGGGCUUUUUCCAGGAUGUGCCCUGAGCCUGUUCUGAAUGGCUAUCUAUCGCCCAACUCCCCCACACCAUGUGUCUGCCUGGGAGGUAAGUCCAGAGGGGUGGCCAGGAGCUAGAGCCCAGAGAGGGCUUGGACCCUCAUGAGCAGCAGCUCGCGGGCACCUGCCCCCAGGGAGCCAGGUCUGAACACUUCUCCACACAGGCCCAGAUGCCUCAGACACCUGCCAGGAAGGGCCUGUUUCUUCAGGGUGAGCCCUCAGCUGUCAGGUAGCCACCAAACAGGAAAAGGCAGCUGCGAGCCCCUGGUUGGACUUGGCAGCUCCCAUCCUCCGUCCCCGUGGUUGGAGUAAAGGAACCACCAGAAGUGGAGAAGCCACUUGGGUUCACCUAGGACGCACCCUUCUCGUCAAGGGGCCAGUCCUAGAAGAAACCUGUAAUCCCUGGAGUGUGAAAAAGGACAAAAAGAAAAGGCUGGCCCGGUUUCCUUCCUCCCCGAUAGGCACUUCUUCUUGCUCAGUGCAAUACCUACCAGUGCUGCUAAAACCAGGGAUUCACCCAGACCUCAGAAGGCCCAAGGGGCCUCUCCAUGCAACACUCCGUAGCCAUGACAGCAGCUCUCCGCUGCUUGCCCCUGCCCAGAGCCGGCAGAAGCCCUCUGUUGCCUUUCCUCCCUCAGAGCAGAGAGGCCCCAGGGGAGCCAGGGCUGUGUGGACCCUAGGACGGCCACAGAGAGCCACUCGACCCCAGAGCAGGCGCCCCUUCCCAAACCAGCUUUCUGCAGCCAACCGCCUCCCGGCACCAGCGGCAGACCACCCUCAGGAGCGCCAGGGAGGGGCUCCAGCGUGGAGGCCCCAACCCGCCUCGGAUCCAGGCCCGAGCUGCGGGCCCUGGAUCCGGAACCCUGAAAGGUAGGGUGCCCCGCGCCCCGCCCCUUGCUUACUUCCAGCCCCCAGCAGUUCAGGGUGGUCUUUUCUCUCUCAAGUGGCCUCCAACGCCCUACCCAGCCACAGCACCUCUGCCUUCCAUCGGACCCAUCCCCCGGCCUCCGGUCAGGGCCAGGACACCCGAGACUCCCCCUUAGCACAGCACAAGCUCCAGUGCCCGAGGCCUGUCCCCCAACCCGGCCACCCACAUGUCCAGCCCCACCUGCUCAGUGCUACUCCCGGUUCAAUUUGUGUAAAUAUUUAUUUUUGUGAGUGAACAAUACUACAAAGUAAUCAGCAGGUCUUUUGCAAAACGUUCCCCCAGGCAAUUUGCGAAAAUCCUAAAGUUGAAAACUGGCAGAGACAAUCGCCGCCUUAGAAUUCUUGAUACCAACUGCGUGUCAUUUCCCCUCCCGGAGGCAGGACCCAAGCCAGGCACCGCGCGCGCUUCUCUCACAGACAGGAGAGAGGCAGGCUGGGAGGGGCUGCGGCCGCCACCCACACGCAAGGGAUUAGAGCUAAAGAUCAGCAUAAGCUCCAGUUGGAAGUCGGCUCUCCUCAGCCGGCCACCUCGGCCUGCCUUAGCACUGGGCAAGAGUGCAGGCACACUCGUGUGAGAGGAAGGCCCCGGGUGCUCGUGGUGAAGGCCCGCCGGGGCUCCCCGCGGCCCCUCCGGGACAGUGGAUUCUGUCGCGGUGACCCCACCGCUUGGGUGGGCCCCUCCGUGAAGCUAUGCCUGAAGCCCUGGUCAUGGCAAAAUCAGGAGCAAGUCACUGUGUGGAAACAGGACUCCAUUAGCUAGUUCAGUCAGGGACCUUGUUCUGUUUUGCGUUUGUUUUUCAAAGAUGCAGCUUCAACCCCUCCCCACUCCUGACUUGGAGGGCACCAAAGAGCUGGUUCGGCUGGACCUAGCUCACUGCCGUCCCUGCCGUCCCACCCGCACCCUCACCCUCACCCCAGGGACUGCCUUCUCCUAAAGGGAGCUUCCAAGGCCCUGCCCCGCAGCCAUUUGAAAUUCUGACGGAGGGCCUCGGGGGCGCAGAUUCAUCAUGGGGGAUCCUAAGCCAGAAGGUAACUCAAGAGUUAGAAUACACCAAUUCCUGAGUCUUUGCAGGGGGCUAAUCCCAGCAGAAGAGUAGAAUCAGGAGAAAUGGGAAUUUGGUCUUAGUGGUGGAUAACUAGAUGACCAGUAAUGGUGUGACCCAUCUGAAAUUCAUUUUACCAUCACCUCCAGGACAGUUUAUACCCAAGGGCAGUGUUGAGGGGGAGGGGGACCGAAGGGGGCGAGCAGGGUUUUCAAGGAUUUCAAACAGGUGGAACCCGGCCAUCCCUAUUCCCAAGGGCCACUAACGACUCCAGGGGUGGUUACAGGAUUAACUACCAGUUCAUUUUCAAAAUGCUGCUUUGAACUCAGAGGGUUGAUACUUUUAAUUUGUAAUUUUUUGUAAAACUUUUUACAAGAUAGUAAAGUAUUUCACCAGAAUACCAGUUUCAAUCCGUCCAUGGUCUGAUUUUUAUAUAAUUUAGUGGUGCUUUAGAAACUUUGUUUUUGUUGUUUCUGAGCUAAACAGCUCAAUCCUUUUUCGCCUGUAUCUACCUAAGACCAAUGUGAACCUUUGUAUUUUUGCUCCUAAUUUUGGACUCAGUGAAAGUGUACUGUUUACAUGUACAGAUGCCCCCGUCCCUGUGUGUUCCGCAAGACUCGCUCUUGAGGAGGAAGGGGCACCUCACUAAGCUCAUCUGCUUAGCAAAGCCACAAAACAAAAACCUCUCACUUUUUACCUGUGUUUCCACCUAAAAACAAAAGCAAAAACCCUACGCCACAUAGAACUCAGAUUUGCUGAAAAAUACUUUUCUAAGCUCAGAAAAAUCUCCGUGCGUCAGAUGGCCCACAGGCCUCUGUCACGUGGUCCACUGAGGAGCAGGGGUCAGAGCAGACACUUCCCAGGGGCUGCCGGCGGGGCACCUGCGUGGCCUCUCGGAGAGCGUGAGCAGGACUUGACUGCAGGGCUGUGGGCCGGUGUAGUUCUUCCAGCAGCCCGGGAAGCGGGGAGGUCAAGAUGACCCUUGUGACCUUCAGGGUCAAGCCGCCCAGGAUUCAGGGACGACCCAAGAGGCUGUCAAUCCUUUGGCAUAAUUUAGACAUGUUUCGGAAGAGCGCAAGUUCCCCAUCCGAGAUGAGGUUUUAGGACUUGCCAGUGCAGAUGGUACAAACAUUUCUUCAGGGUUCCCCUGGAGGCAGCUUGUUCGCGAGGCAUCACCCUCUGAGGAGGGGCAGGGGGCUCCAGACGGUAAGCAUAUGGCACUUGAGACAAACAGCGGGCGGCACCAACUUUUAAAGGUGACUCUUUACUACUUAAUCAAUGGCUACACCUCUAAAUUAUAUUUUUACAGAUAUGCACCUAUGCAACUUAACGUGGCUCUUCUAAGCAGGUGAGGACUUCCUCCUCAACGCUCUAUAAAAAUUAUUUGUGUUCUAUAUAGUGAGUUUUUUCCAGUAAAUGUGGCUUAAUAUUUUAAUUCUUAGACUGUGUCUUCUUUAUGUGAUGCAACUAAAUUCUGUUUUGUUUGUGGAAUGACUAGCACAGGCCAAGUCCCUCUCCCUCACUUAACAAAAGACCAAUGAGCUGUUAAUCGAGCUGUUAUCUCCAUGGUAUUACUUGCUAAAUGCACUGAUUUCAUAAGUAUGUGGAAUCCCUUUUCUUUUGAAUCUGUAUAUCAUAUAUAAGACUGAAUCUACUUAAUAAACACUGAAUAACAAAUCA